AUGGAUACCCAUCUAAUCACGGAUGAGUGUCCCAGAGCAAAAGACACCGGGCUGCGCUCGCUCUCUUUCGGUGCAGUAAGUGAAGGCAUGGGCCGCAUUAUGGCGUUGGAAAAUGUGCACGUGCGGCUACUACUCUUCACUGUUGCCAUGCUGUUAGUUAGAGCAAGUGAGGCAUGGAAGGAGGGCAAUUAUCGUGAAAAUUAUGCAUUUAUCGUUUCUGGUACCGAGUUGAAAUUUUAA
Arctia plantaginis is the source of this 240-nucleotide messenger RNA. Lineage: Eukaryota; Metazoa; Arthropoda; Insecta; Lepidoptera; Erebidae. The record is from the annotation of a GenBank genome assembly.